Aethina tumida (small hive beetle) is the source of this 1443-nucleotide messenger RNA. RefSeq names its product odorant receptor Or2-like. The record is from RefSeq and is a predicted model, not a curated record. Lineage: Eukaryota; Metazoa; Arthropoda; Insecta; Coleoptera; Nitidulidae. Gene Ontology annotation, molecular function: olfactory receptor activity; odorant binding. The coding region runs from base 14 to 1198 and encodes 394 amino acids. Gene Ontology annotation, biological process: sensory perception of smell; detection of chemical stimulus involved in sensory perception of smell. The transcript is spliced from 5 exons. Gene Ontology annotation, cellular component: plasma membrane.
UUUGACCACGAACAUGGGCCACAAAAAUCAUUUGAACUUUUUGAAAAAAGUCAGACUGAUUUGCGGUUUCGUCGACCACAAGGAGCUGAAGUACCAGAACAAGUUGUUCAAAGCCUUUUACAGGGUCUACUCUCUCAUAGCCACCCCGCUGUACCUGAUAAACAUGUCGCUGAUGAUCAUAGAGAUGUUCAAAGAGUCGGACAACCCCCAAAUCAUGGGCGAGACACUUAGCUACUCGACCCUCUACAUCGUGAUGUACGUGAGCCUGCUCUACAUCGAGUCCAAAAACGUCCAAGACCUGUACAGAGCCAUCGACAAGAAGGAGGAGGCCCUGCUCAAGACGGCCAACAGCAGCAUCCGGGACAUCUACGAGAAGCACACCGAAAUAAACAACGUGGUGGGGGCGCAAAUAUUCGGCGUGUGCGGCGUGUUCUGCUGCUGCCUGGUCGUGCACCACGUCAAAGUGUUCGAAGGCGAGUGGGCCUUCAUUUUCUUUCAGUGGUUCCCGUUCAACGCCGACAACUAUUACAUCCCCAUUCUGUUGAAUCAGCUUUGCUUUCUGUGCGUCGCCCUGUUUUACAUGAUGUACACCAAGUUGGCCGUAAUCGCAUUUUCCACCUACAUACUGGCUCACAUCAAGGUGCUGCAGCAUUUCAUCGUUAACAUCGACCACUACGCGAAGUACGUGCUGGAAAACGACGGGCUGGAAGACAUGCACGACGCUCGUUAUGUUGUGCUAAAACAAUGCGUCCAGAGCCACAAUGAAAUUAUCGAAUACGUCGAUUUGGUGAGGCAGAACACCAGCACGUUCAUUUUGCUUGAUUUUAUGUUGACGUCGUUGCAGCUCGGCUCCAUUCUGAUUUCUCUGAUGACUGAAGGAUUGAAUGAGAGACUUGUGGAUAAGGUGGUGUUGUGGUACUACUUCACCUUGAACAUCCAUUGGAUGUGGGUUACUUACUUUUAUGGCAAUGAAAUUAUGGUUGAGAGUGUUAAUAUUUCUGUGUUGGCGUACUCAGAAGUUGAGUGGAACAAUUUCGAUUUGAAGGCUCAACAAGGACUCAUCAUGAUGAUGGCUAAGGCUCAGGUACCUCUAUCUUUGUCCAUUGGGCCUUUGGCUGAUUUAUCACUUCAAGCCUUUCUAACUGUUAUCAGAGCAACUUUUUCUUACAUGACUUUUAUGAAAACGAUUUACGAAUAAAGACUAAAUCGUUUUAAUCCUGGAUAAACAAACACAUCAACACACACCAAUAGAUAUACAGAAUUAAAAUUGUGCAAAGAGUUGGAAAAUAUUUGUUAAAUGUAUUUUCUAUUAUAUUAAAUAAACUGCAAAAUGAAAACAUCACAAAAAUAAAAUAAAUUAUUAAUUUUAAAUAAUGUUUUAUGUAUUUUAAAUUUAAUGCACUUGUUUAAUCUGUUUAAUAAAUUCAUAAACUGAUUAAAAUG